AUGUCAACAUCACCUGCUGCCACAUGUCCCAAACGUCUGUGCACCGAUUCUGCUGCUGGGCCAAAAUGUAUUGGAACACAUAGUGGGACAUUUCAUUGUGACGAAGUGCUUGCCUGUUUUAUGUUAAAACAAUUGCCCGAAUAUCAAGAUGUCAAAAUCUUUCGUUCGCGCAACGAUGCCGAACUACAGGAGAAAUGUGAUAUUAUUGUGGAUGUGGGCGGUGAGUUUGAUCAUGAAAAGAAAUGGUAUGAUCAUCAUCAGAAAUCAUUUCAGCAUACAUUGGGUUCACUGAGACCUGAAUUUGAAGAGCAGUUUAAUAAAAUAAGGUUAAGUAGUGCUGGCUUGGUGUAUUGCUAUUAUGGAGAACGUGUUAUUGAUGAGAUUCUUAAAAAGCAUGCCGACAUUUCAUUAAGUCCCAAAAAUUUACAACUGACAUUUGUACAAAUCUAUCGUAAUUUUAUUAGCGAAAUUGAUGCCAUCGAUAAUGGUGUACCAAUGUGCCCGGAAGGCAUUGAACCAUUGUAUAAAAUCUCCACUGGCCUAUCAGGUCGUGUGGGUCGUUUCAAUCCCUCAUGGGAAGAAGAAGGCACUGAUGUCAAUGUCGAUGAACGUUUCCACGAAGCUAUGGCAUACGCUGGCAAAGAAUUUGUGGAUAAUGUUUUGGCCAUUGGUGGAUCAUGGAUAAAGGCUCGUGAAUAUGUACGUGAAGCUUUGGUGACAGCUAAAACUGUCUACAAGACUGGAGAAAUUUUAUUAUUGCCACGAUUCUGUCCAUGGAAGCAACAUUUGGUAGAAUUGGAAAAGGAAUACGACGUAGAGGGUGUACCAAAACUGAUUGUUUUUGUUGAUACAACUGGAAGUUGGCGUGUAGCUGGUGUACCUUUGAAUCCGGAUAGCUUUUUGGGUCGCAAAUUUCUACCCGAACCAUGGAGAGGUCUACGUGAUGAAGAACUAUCAAAAUUGGUCGGUAUUGAGGAUUUAGUGUUUGUACAUCACACCGGUUUUAUUGGUGGAGCCAAAACAAAAGAGGCAGCCAUUGCAAUGGCUAUUAAAAGUAUAGAAUUUUAAGAAGA
Molecule: messenger RNA, 1073 nt
Organism: Musca vetustissima
Lineage: Eukaryota; Metazoa; Arthropoda; Insecta; Diptera; Muscidae
Product: MYG1 protein
Exons: 2
Coding region: 1-1068 (355 amino acids)
Cellular component (GO): cytoplasm; nucleus
Source: RefSeq, a predicted model, not a curated record